GCGCGGGACGCCCCGAAGGGCACGGCCGAGGGGCGCGGGCGCUGCCGGAAGCUGGGGCGGGGCGCCGCGCGGGAUGCGCUGAAGGGCGAGCGGCGCGGCGGCGGCGAUGAGUGCCUCUGCGGCCACCGGGGUCUUCGUGCUGUCCCUCUCGGCCAUCCCGGUCACCUAUGUCUUCAACCACCUGGCGGCCCAGCACGAUUCCUGGACAAUCGUGGGGGUUGCUGCCCUCAUCUUGCUCCUGGUGGCCGUGCUGGCUCGUGUCCUGGUCAAAAGAAAACCACCCCGGGACCCACUGUUCUAUGUGUAUGCGGUGUUUGGAUUCACCAGCGUGGUGAGCCUCAUCAUAGGCCUGGAACAGGACGGAGUCAUUGACGGGUUCAUGACGCACUACCUGAGAGAGGGUGAGCCGUAUCUGAACACGGCGUACGGGCACAUGAUCUGCUACUGGGACGGCUCCGCUCAUUAUCUGAUGUAUCUGGUGAUGGUGGCGGCCAUCGCAUGGGAGGAAAGUUAUAGAACCAUUGGCCUCUACUGGGUUGGAUCUAUUAUCAUGAGCAUUGUUGUUUUUGUGCCGGGAAACAUUGUGGGGAAGUAUGGAACCCGCAUUUGUCCUGCCUUUAUCUUAAGCAUACCGUAUACUUGUCUUCCUGUCUGGGCUGGUUUCAGAAUCUAUAAUCAGCCAUCAGAAAGUUAUAAUUAUCCCUCAAAGGUCAUUCAGGAAGCUCAAGCAAAGGACCUGACGAGAAGACCAUUUGAUUUAAUGCUGGUCGUGUGCCUCCUCCUCGCAACUGGAUUUUGUCUGUUUAGAGGACUGAUUGCUUUGGAUUGCCCGGCUGAGCUCUGCCGAUUUUACACGCAGUUUCAAGAGCCCUACCUAAAGGAUCCCGCUGCUUAUCCUAAAAUCCAGAUGCUGGCGUAUCUGUUCUACUCUGUCCCUUACUUCGUGUUUGCGCUCUAUGGCUUGGUGGUUCCUGGAUGCUCCUGGAUGCCCGACGUCACACUGAUGCACGCCGGAGGUCUAGCGCAGGCUCAGUUUUCUCACAUCGGUGCUUCUCUUCAUGCUAGAACUGCUUAUGUCUACAGAGUCCCCGAAGAAGCGAAAACCCUUUUUCUAGCAUUAAACAUAGCAUAUGGAGUUCUUCCUCAGCUCUUGGCCUAUCGUUGUAUCUACAAACCAGAGUUCUUUAUAAAAACAAAGGCAGAUGAAAAAGUUGAAUAAAAAUAUUGUUUCAUGUUCUUCCUCUCUAGAUUACUGACUUUGUUAUCCUGGGACUGAUAAUUUUGUCCCAUUUCACUCCCUUCUCAUUCAGGAAGACUUCUACAUAAAGUCUUGUUCUGCACUGUAUGUGAGCUCUCAUGUGGUUUUGUGUGGGUAAAAUUUUCUUUCUUUGAAGGAAAAGUGAAGUUGAGAAACGGUUUGCUUAAAGAAAUAUAUUCAAAAUUAUCUGUGAAUAAACUUGACCAUCUAUUUCCAUAUUGUUUGCACAUAUUAAAUAUAACUGUAAACAAUUACAAUUUAGCUCCUACAAUAGUGAGAAUGAAAAUGAAACUAUUCAAAAGUGAAUAUGGCCUAUGCAUAUUAAAAAAUUCAAAACAACAAAUACAUACUGGAGAGAUACUUUUUGCAUAUAAGACAUAUAUGCAUCAUUAUUAACCUCAAUAUAAAAAGCAAAUCAUCACAGUAUUUUAAAAUGUUAUUUGAAAAUGUUUUCCCAAGGAAAGUCUAUUAUAUUCACUGCUGUUUUAAAAAUUGCUUUUAGUAAAAUUUUUUUGUGAGCCUAAAUAGCUAAGGAGAGAUCGAUAACUUUAUCAUUACUCUUAAUGAAUACUGGUUUUAUCGGUGACUGGAAAUAUUUCUAUUGUAUUUCUGUGUAUAUUUUUAAUAAAUUUUUUUGGCCUUUUAUGAAAACAAAUCUUAUUAAACUGGAAACAUUUUGUAUUUUUUUUUUUCAGAAACAGUUUCGUAGUCUCUAGGGUUUUUAUUUUAAAAAUCUGUCAGUUACAUGUUCCAAUUCAAAAUGUCAUCUACAUUCUCCUUAUGUUUUAGUGUGAGCAAUGAAGGGGAUUUCUGAUGAAUUAAUUAAAUUUCGUUAAUUUAAAAUUAAAUUACAGCACUCAAAACUAAAAAAUACUUCUAAGGGAGAAAGAACUGGAUUGGCAUCCCUUUUAUCUUCUAAUGAACCUUUCAUAUUUGGAAUUAUGAGUAUAGAGAAAAAAACUGGUAUUUGUUAAGCGAGAGAAGCAAACUAAAAAUCCGUGCGCCCUAGAGGGGUAAGCAGACUGGUGCUUUCCAUCCACUCGGGCGCGCUGCCACCAGCACCAGCACCAUCGCUGUCCUCGGUGGCCUCGGGCUUGCAGAACAGCUCACAUUUUCUCUUCAUGUUAUUUAUUAGCUCUUCACCACAGUGAGAAAACAAAAAAGAAAUGGGAGUCCAAAUCAAUGCCUGGAUAAUGUCAAGUGUGCGAAUUUAGGGUCCACUGAGCUGAUAAAUAUUAUCUGAGACGUGCGAGCAAUCAUGUAGCCGUUCCUCUCCCUCCUCCAUGUUUACAAAACACUUAACACCCAGACAGUGUGCAAAAAAAAAAAA
Molecule: messenger RNA, 2588 nt
Organism: Mustela erminea (ermine)
Lineage: Eukaryota; Metazoa; Chordata; Mammalia; Carnivora; Mustelidae
Gene: TM6SF1
Product: transmembrane 6 superfamily member 1
Exons: 10
Coding region: 107-1219 (370 amino acids)
Cellular component (GO): lysosomal membrane
Source: RefSeq, a predicted model, not a curated record